This is a messenger RNA of Pocillopora meandrina, 462 nucleotides long. The record is from the annotation of a GenBank genome assembly. NCBI's taxonomy places the organism in Eukaryota, Metazoa, Cnidaria, Anthozoa, Scleractinia, Pocilloporidae.
GCAACGUUUGACUAUGACUCUCACUACUGGAGUGAUAAAAACCAAUACAACAUCCCCGGCGGGAGGACUGGGUUUGACUCACAAGAGACCAAGUUACCGACCUAUUGGAACACACCUUUCUCCAAGAUCUGUCUCGGUAUGAAGAUAAGUGGACAGCUCAGGUUUAUUGUCUUUAACAAGCAAGCCAACUCUCCGCACUCACUGAUUGCUGAUGAUGCCGCGCUGGGUAACGAGUGGAAGAAGUUGAUUGGUGCGCAGGGCUCUUUGCAACUGAACUGUAAUAAGGAGGGCUUUAAUGCUGUAGGUAUUGCAAGAAUUGGCUAUGUAGCUAACCAGCAAAACGAUUGUCUCUCUUGUAACUCCAGAAUUGGGUUUGGUACUAGAGGAGGUUCCAAUACGUGCGGAAACGUAGCAGCUCUUUCGCCAGAUAAUGGUGACAGAAACAUCAAAGCCAUGGGAUAA